AUGAACAACCAGCACUACUUACCCCGUCCUGUAUAUACUGCUAACCCUCCAACUUCCAACCCUCGGACCUUCCAACCUUUCGACGCCACCGGCUGGCUCCUUGACACACAACGACAAUACACCCAAUCCAUCCAUUACCAACAUCUCCUCUACCAGAUAUUCCACGCCUCCGAUUACUGGUGGAAUGAAUUUCUCGCGUUCUGCGAUGUGUUUCUACGACCCAGAUUCUCCCUCUCAAACACAACUGUAUGGAAUUUCUACAGCACUCCACAAAUCCGCGGAAUGCGAUCGGAGUAUUUAACAGCAGGUCGGAGUUUUACAAACGAAACUGGAGAAAUUUGUAACUGGUUGGCUUUUUGUCUUAGGGAGUUGAGAAAUAAUGAUAUUGAAUGGCACUCAUAUGCUACAAUAUCUUCAUUGGGGACGAGGAGAGAGGAAAUUCGAAGUGGCAGACAAAAUGAAAUUUCGAGUGGAAGAAGAGAGAGAAGAGAGCGAGGACAGGGGGACCCUUAUCUUUCGGUAGAAUGGUGGUGGAGUGGGGAUGUUAUAGAGUUUACCUUGAAUUAA
Molecule: messenger RNA, 567 nt
Organism: Botrytis byssoidea
Lineage: Eukaryota; Fungi; Ascomycota; Leotiomycetes; Helotiales; Sclerotiniaceae
Exons: 1
Coding region: 1-567 (188 amino acids)
Source: RefSeq, a predicted model, not a curated record